UCAAGUGGAUGAGGGAAAUUCUGUUAUGGCCAUAGACUUGCUGCAAGCAGUUCGAAAUCUUAGCAAUAUAUGGAAUGUCUGUGUUAAACCAGAAACAAUUGCCAACUGUUUUAAAAAGGCUGGAUUUUCAAAAGAUGCUAUUCAGAUUCCAUUUGAGCAUUGGGAUGAAGAGGACCUUCUUUCAAAAUCGGAUUUGGCUGCUUUACAGUCUUCAUUUAAAAAAGUAGCAAAUAUAGAAGCAUCGUUUGAUGACUACGUAAAUGUUGAUAAUGGUGUGCAGACUUGGGACAACCCAUCCGAAGAAGAUAUUCUCAACAGCAUUUUUGAAAGUCGCGGAGUUCCAGCUGAACCUGAUAACGAUGAACACGAUUUGACCGUUGAAGAAUUGGCAGAAACUGAGGAGGCAUUACCUACGUUGAUACAAGCUGCUUCAUCCAUUAGCGUUAUUAGAACCUUUGUGGAAAUCAGGAGUGACGUGCCGAUUAAUGUUUUCAACUCUCUACAUGAUUUGGAAGCUUUUAUUGAAAAUGAAAAAUGGAAGACUGUAAUUCAAACCAAACUCACUGAUUAUUUUAAAUAAAAUUACAUAAAAAAUCAAUGUUUCUUUAUAAUGAAGUUUCUAUAUAGUGAAGUGAUUUUCAGGUCCCGUGCGAGUUCACUAUAUGGAA
Messenger RNA from Anastrepha ludens (Mexican fruit fly), 668 nucleotides. Its product is annotated as tigger transposable element-derived protein 6-like. The record is from RefSeq and is a predicted model, not a curated record. NCBI's taxonomy places the organism in Eukaryota, Metazoa, Arthropoda, Insecta, Diptera, Tephritidae. The coding region runs from base 26 to 580 and encodes 184 amino acids. The transcript is spliced from 2 exons.